Molecule: messenger RNA, 873 nt
Organism: Fusarium odoratissimum NRRL 54006
Lineage: Eukaryota; Fungi; Ascomycota; Sordariomycetes; Hypocreales; Nectriaceae
Exons: 2
Coding region: 1-873 (290 amino acids)
Molecular function (GO): protein binding
Source: RefSeq, a predicted model, not a curated record
AUGUUGCUUCAAAACCUAGCAACAGAGGUCAUCGAACUGAUCGUACAGAAUCUUCCAGUGCGCUCAGACCUCAACGCCUUCUGCCAAACCAACAAACGGUUUUACCUCAUUGCCAAUGACCUUGUGUAUCAUGAGGAUGCGCACUGGAGGUGCAGAGCCCUCCAGUGGGGUUCUGAAGAGGGCCUCGUUUCAGUGGUAGAGAGAUCUUUGGAUCAAGGUGGUGAUGUCAACUACAUCAUCAACGACGAAGACGAGACUGCUUUGUUUCCAGCUAUAAGGAAACAGUACUGGAAUGUUGUGGAUCUGCUGUUGGCGAGAGGUGCUGAUGUUCACCGCAGGAACAAGGUUGGGGAUAAUCUUGUGUACUUUGCGGUGACGACUGGCAGUUAUGAUCUAGUGAAGCUCAUGCUGGAUCAAGGUGUUGAUCCAAAUUCCCACGUCGAUGGCGAUGUUCCUCCUUUGUUGCUGGCAGUGCGAAGAGGAUAUCUCGAUAUCGUGAGAUUGCUCUUUGAUAGCGGGGCACAUAUCGAUGAUAGCGACGACUGGGGUGAAACGCCUCUGCAUAUCGCCGUAGGUGCGCCUCAGCAUGACAUCCUAAGCUUCUUCAUCGAAAAGGACGUUUUUCGCAAAGACAAGACUGGGGCUCGUGGAGCUGAUGCACUCGAGAUGGCUGUCAUACGAGGAGACAUGCCAAUUUUGGCAUUGCUUCUUGAGGGCGGCGCUGACCCGCUUGUUCGAAGGUGGACGAGACAUCAUGCGAUUAUCACAGCGGCACUAGCUCGGGGAGAUGAUAUGGCGAUCUUGAUGACAGAACGGUUGGUAGGAGAACCCGGUUUCAUUAAUGAGCAUGGCAAGGAACUCCUCUGGGCUUGA